Nycticebus coucang (slow loris) is the source of this 979-nucleotide messenger RNA. RefSeq names its product single-pass membrane protein with coiled-coil domains 1 (gene SMCO1). NCBI's taxonomy places the organism in Eukaryota, Metazoa, Chordata, Mammalia, Primates, Lorisidae. Bases 119 to 979 code for a protein of 286 amino acids. The transcript has 4 exons. The record is from RefSeq and is a predicted model, not a curated record.
GCUACCCCUGCUUGUUGCUAAGUGGAAGACAGAAGAAAACCCUGGAUUCAAAUAUCUAUUGGGUUUUUGUUUUGCUUUGGUUUUUUUUUUUUCUUUUUUUUCAUUUUGCCUUUAGAAGAUGAACAAUGAAACUACAACCUUGAUGUCCUUGAAGGAGGCAAUGAAAAGAGUAGACCACAAACUCCAAGCUUUAGAAGCACAGUUUAAAGAAUUGGAUUUCACUAAGGAUAAUCUGACACAGAAAUUUGAAAAUCAUAGUAAGACUUUGGCAAUCCAAGCAGCCCAAGAUGAGAUGUGGACAGCAGUUCUGGAACUUACGUUCACACCAAUGGAAUUGAAUAUUGUAUACAGCUAUGUCAUUGAAGUACUUACCUGUUUGCACACUCAUGUACUUGAGAAACUGCCGGACCUGGUGAGAGGUCUUCCCACCUUAGCCUCUGUCCUUAGACGGAAAGUCAAGAAUAAGCGUAUUAGGGUUGUGUGGGAGUCUGUCCUAGAGGAGUGUGGGCUGCAAGAAGGAGACAUCACAGCACUUUGCACCUUCUUUAUUGCACAUGGUAACAAGGCAGAGCACUAUGCUGCUAAAGUGAGACAGAUGUACAUCAGGGACAUCACGUUCAUGAUUACUAACAUGGUGAAGAACCAGGCUCUACAGCAGGGCUUGCUGAGAGCUGUUCACAUAAUUGAGAAGGGAAAAGCAGUAAGGAACUCUGAAGAGCAACAGUCUUCCUUAAAAGAGUUGAUGCCGGGCGGCGCCUGGACCAAUUUUGCGACACUCAAGGACUUUUCUGCAGCCCUACAAAAGAGCAAAAAUCUCGGAGAAAAGUUGGGCUCCACCCACCACCAACGAAUAGGGGCGGGCGGCUGCGGGCCGCGGGGACUCUCUUUCAGGCUGAGAAGGCGGGACGCGGCAGAGCUGCGCGCGCAGGUCCCGGAAGUCCCGCCGGGUCUAACGUCGGCUCGCUCAGUCCAGGAGUAG